AUGGCUGACGAGCUGGAUGUUGUUGAUAUCGAAGGAGACGAAUAUGAUCCUAAUUUAGGGUAAGAGCGUUAUAAUGUGUUUCAUUGAUGUGUUAAAAGUCAUGAAUAUACAGUUUAGAUGAUAUUUGGGCGAGUCAAAGAACCAGAGCCAUUAAAUAACCCGUUGGAAACUCAAUAGCCAUGGCUAACACGGUAGACUAGUUAGCUAAAUUACCUAGCUAGUUGACGUCGACAACAGGGUCGUUCAGCUUGAUCAGUAGAUUAUUCGAGCUAUACUGAACAAAAAAAAAAAACGCUACAGUGUAGGUCCCAUAUUUCAUGAGCUAAAUUAAAAUCUCAAAUUUUCCAUACACACAAAAAGCUUAUUUCUCAUUUUGUGCACAAUUGUGUUCACCAUGUUAGUGAGCAUUUCUCCUUAACCUAUCCACAUGACAGGUGUGGCAUAUCAAGAAGCUGAUUAAAUAGCAUGGUCAUUACACAGGUGCACCUUGUGCUGGGGAUAAGAAAAGGCAACUAAAAUGUGCACUUUUGUCACAUAAACAAGGCCACAGAUGUCUCAAGUUGAGGGAGCGCAAUUAGCAUGCUGACUGCAGGAAUGUACAGCAGAGCUGUUGCCAGAGAAUUUAAUAUUACUUUUUCUACCAUAAACCACCUCCCAACGCUGUUUUAGAGAAUUUGGCAGUACAUCAAACCGACCUCACGCCAGCCCAGGACCUCCAUAUCCGUCUUCUUCACCUGCAGGAUCAUCUGAGACCAGCCAGUGAAAUAUCUGGCUCAUUGUUCUAUCUGUGGUAAUAUUGUAGAGUUUCCCUCAUGCCCCUUUUCAUGGCGGAGCUAGCUUGAUACCGACCGAAACAUUAAGCUAGCCAAGACCAACAACACAAACAAACGGACUAUACAGCCACAUUUACAUUUUAGUCAUUUAGCAGACGCUCUUAUCCAGAGCGACUUACAGUUAGUGAAUGCAUACAUUUUUUUAUUUUUCAUACUGGCCCCCCGUGGGAAUCGAACCCACAACCCUGGCGUUGCAAACGCCAUGCUCUACCAACUGAGCUACAUCCCUGCCGGCCAUUCCCUCCCCUACCCUCGACCAAUUGUGCGCCGCCCCAUGGGUCUCCCGGUCGCGGCCGGCUACGACUGGAUUCGAACCAGGAUAUCUAGUGGCACAGCUAGCACUGCCUUAGACCACUGCGCCACUUGGGAGGUUAUUACAAGUAAUAGUGGAGUUACAAACAAACUAUACUUAACAAAUUAAAGGGGAACUGCACCUGCUGAUUUGGCCUCGUUUUUGGGCUUGCUCCUCAAGAAAUGCUGGCGGCCUUGACAGAAACCAAACGUGAGUUGGCUUGGGGGUGUGGUUUGAUGUGGGUGUUUCUUGGGUGUGUCCUUGCCACCACCAAGACACACCCAUCUUUCAGAACCUUGCCCGCAGCUGUUUCCUUCACUCACGCGCCUACAGGGUGGGUCAACUCCCACCGCGCGUUGUAGGCCUGGAUUAUCCCGCAGUAUGAGCCUCUUUUCUGGUGAGGUGGCCUCCCUGUCUUCCUACCCUAAACUGAGUUAGCAGUGGAGCCCUCACUUUAUCAACCCGGGUCACCCCUCUUGGUCUAUCCCUGCUUGCCACAAAGGUUAGCGCACUUCUUCCUACUGUUAACAGUUCACGGGUAGUUUGUGACAAGGUAUACUACGCGUCAGCGGGGGCUAUUUUUGUGUACAACACCAACGAGCAAUUCAACAUUUAUUUAUAAUCCGCUCUGCACUAUUUUAGUGAGCCCCGGCUCUUACUGCGUGUUAUCUCGCCGUUCACGCAGGAUACUUUCAGCCACGGGUUUAUACCAUUUGUAUAAACACGCCAUAAUCUCAGACACUCCUGCCAGCGGCUGGUCCUCCCUUUCUAGUUGAGGCGUAGUCACACUCGCUAAAUCCUGGGUAUAGGGUUUCAGCUAAAAGUAAUUUCUUGAAAUUACUACUUAGCUGAAAGCAGGGGUUUGGAUACUCAGUACUCCUUUUGUUUGCUUUUUACACAGUUACCCUCAAGCUCCUCUGUGGUUUCCUGCUUGAGCCCACAAUAUGGUCUGGCUGUGGGCCACCUAAGGUGUACCCCCUGAGCCUAUAGUUGUUAUAAUGCAACUUUUCUUCUUUAGCACUUUAUUCAACAAAUCAUUUAACUAGUUAAUGAAAACCAGUAACACUUCUCUUUUGGUUUCACAACUGAUGGAUUUUAUUGUUUUUUUUUAUAAAGCAAUUACAAUGCAGUAGCUUCUAACAGUAGUAAUUAAAUUCUGUUUUUACCUUACCCACAAAAGUCUUCUAACUUCUAAUACAUCAAUCAGCUCCUGAUCUGUCUUCCCCAGAAUCUCCGCUCCUGAUCUGUCUUCCCCAGAAUCUCCGCUCCUGAUCUGUCUUCCCCAGAAUCUCCGCUCCUGAUCUGUCUUCCCCAGAAUCUCCGCUCCUGAUCUGUCUUCCCCAGAAUCUCAGAUUCCUGAUCUGUCUUCCCCAGAAUCUCCGCUCCUGAUCUGUCUUCCCCAGAAUCUCCGCUCCUGAUCUGUCUUCCCCAGAAUCUCAGAUUCCUGAUCUGUCUUCCCCAGAAUCUCCGCUCCUGAUCUGUCUUCCCCAGAAUCUCAGAUUCCUGAUCUGUCUUCCCCAGAAUCUCAGAUUCCUGAUCUGUCUUCCCCAGAAUCUCAGAUUCCUGAUCUGUCUUCCCCAGAAUCUCAGAUUCCUGAUCUGUCUUCCCCAGAAUCUCCGCUCCUUCAAAUGUCUUUUACAUUGGUUUUUAUACCCCUUUUUUGCCCAAGUCCAUGCCUCCUUUGACUACAGCCACACAACACAUCCUCCCCCCUACAUGUGACGUUUAAGAAAAGUUACGUAAUACAUUGUCUCCUUUACACGUGAUGUCUACACAGUCAGGUAACACAUUGGUUCCUUCGUAGGUGACAACAAUCCGUAGUGUCAUCUGCUUCAUGGCCCACGUGCCAUCAGGCAACUCUACCAACUCCAUCCCAGGGCCGAGGUUUGACUGGGGUCUCUCUGCCCUCCGGCUGAGGAUCAUCUGCAUACAGUCUACCAGCACCCGUCAUUUCCUCUGCCUUUGACUGGGUCUUGCUGCUCUCUAGCAGCUUGUGGUUGAGGCCUCUUCCUGUCUUUCCGCUUCUUCUUGUUCUUUCUUGUCUCAGUGUUAGCCCGAGUUCUGUCUGAGGACUGGAGGAGUUAUCAGGUCAUAUUGACUAGGCUCAUUCACGACACGUGCCAUUGCCCGGUUCAACCCGGGCCAGCGUAAUAGAACUCCCUCAAUGAAGGGAAGCAGAGGGGCGAUUUGCACGUGGAGCUUGGCAAAGGGGGGAAUGAUUUGUUGACAUAAUUGUAAUCCAAAACCAACCUUCUCCGUUUUAGACGAGACUGACUAUGACCAAAAUUAUCUUAUUUAACUUUGUAGUCAAUUUUGACACAAUAAUAAAUGUUUGACUCAUAUCGAUGCCACAGAUCGUUUUCUAAGGGAUUCGUUGGUUUUUAGAGGCAGUCGCUCUUUAAAUGUCUUACCUGUGAUGAAAUGUGUAGCCUACUUGGACACCGGGUCCCCACAAUUUCCCAAUCUAACCACAGUGCUCAUCUCACAGUCUCAAUUGUACAUUAAACAACACAGAGGCUUUUCAGCAUGUUUUGUUAUUUCAGUAUAACAAAAAAUGUACGACGAAGUUGUCUCUUACAAUGGGGCUCAAUGGGAAAGAAUGUUUGUUUCGUGGUCGAGGGGAAUUCCUUCUUAUGACAUGAAUAUCGACUCGUAGUCCAUGUGAAAGCCGACAUUCUUGACACCCCACUCCACUGUCUAUGCUGCAGCAGAUAUUUGUUAUAGACCAGGGAUGUGAUUUUUUUUUCUGAUUAAUCAGGAAUUCCUGCUUUUCUGACAUUUAUCCUCCAUUCAUAUAUAAUAGAAACUAACCUAUCCCCUAGCCAAAAUAGAGAUUUUCCUGCUUUUCUAUGUUCUCCUUGUUAUUACGUGAUAGUAAUGCAUAGCUAAUAACUAUCAUUCCUAUUUCAGGGACUUCGGUGACAGAGCAGUGUUACUCCAGAACCAGUACAUGCUGUCAGCAUGGAAGACCAAUAUUGGGGUCCUAGUAAGAAGUGUUACUACCUAAGGAAUAUGAUACAAUGGAAGUUAAGUGGGUACUCUGUGUAUUGUGUAUUGUGUGUGUUGACUCUCUCUCUAUCCUCUAUAGCUGUGGGAACUGGACAGCUCCAUCAGUGCAGAGAACAGAGAAGUGAUAGAGAACAUGCUGCUGGAGGAACAGUAUCCUUCUCCUGGACCAUAGACCAUACACACACCUCUGUUCAGAUUUUGAUGUUUGUUUGUCUGUCUUGAUAUAAGAUGUGUCCUAGACCUUAAGCACUUCUCUAGGUAUUAUUUGACAGGUAAAGAGAUGCCCAAGAGUGUGUGGGCCAACGUGCCACCUAACCCUAAACCCAAAUUGAAGAGGUUAGUCAUGUUUCCUUAUGUGUGAACUCUUCUGGACAUAUUGUGUUGUACCCUCUGACGUGAUACUGUGACUGCCGUGUUGUCCCCAGGUCUCCAGCCAAGUCCUCAGCUUCAGGCUCCUCUACAGCCACUCGCUGGUCUCAGCAGGAGAAGGAGCUGUUUGAGACAGGACUGGUAUGACCCUCUUCCCUCUCUCCUCUCCUGUCUCAUCGAUCUUAAAUGACUCCCUACUUUCUAUAUGCCCUGAACCCCCAGGCUCAGAUUGGCCGUAGAUGGACUAAGAUCUCCAAGCUGGUAGGCAGCCGGACCGUUCUCCAGGUGAAGAGCUACGCCAGACAGUACUUCAAACACAAGGUAGCACUGUCCUCUAGUCUACACCUCUCCCAGCUCAGCCAACCAGGCUAUAUUUGAGAUAUCCUCCUGUCUCUGGCCUCUCUCAUCAUCCUCUCACCAUUUCAGUCUCCCCCUCCUCUCUGCCUGCAGGCUAAAUCAGAGGGCAAUACUACUGCUGUGGUGCCUUCUACAGCCCCAGUGGUGUUAGGCCAGGUCCCAGAGACAGGGUCAGCAGUGUCCACCUCUGGCCUGUCUGUCCCCAGCCACCUGUCAGCUCUGACCAACGCUGUCCGGAUAGAGAGACUGGGUGACGAAGAGGAGGAGGAGGUGGACAUCACUGAUGACCUCAGCGAUGAGGGCGGGAGUGGAGGAGGGGAUGGAGGGAUGGGAGAAGAAAACGGACGAGAAAACAGAUGGAUUGAGGGGAAUGGAGAGGACCUCCAGGCAGGAGUUAAUACUGAGACAUGUGAGCCUGGAGCCCCAGAGGAGCUGGACAACCAGGGAGAGACCCACCAGGACCAACCCAACCAGACACACCCCAGGCUGGGAGAGACUGAUCAGGAGCAGCCUAACUGUAGCCCUCCAUCCUCCCUCACAGCUCCUUCCCCCUGCCUAACAGAGCAGGCUCCCAGCGGACAGUGUGAGGGGGGCACUGCUGAGCCCCAGAGAGACCCAGUAGAGUCUGGAGAGGAAACAGGGGGGUCUAGGUGGGCAGGGGAUGGGGAGGAGUCUGGAGAGGAAGAGGAGGAGCUUAAAGCCCCAGAGCAGGAAGUGGAGCUGGACCCGGCAACCAUCACAGAGGAGGAGAAACAAGCUAUUCCAGAAUUCUUUGAGGGACGACCAUCCAAAACCCCAGAGAGAUAUCUGAGGAUCAGGAACUACAUCCUGGACCAAUGGUACACACACACAUAAAUAAUAAUAAUAAUAAUAUGCCAUUUAGCAGACGCUUUUAUCCAAAGCGACUUAAAGUCAUGUGUGCAUACAUUUUUACAUAUGGGUGGUCCCGGGGAUCGAACCCACUACCCUGGCGUUACAAACGCCGUGCUCUACCAAUUGAGCUACAGAGGACCACAUACACACACACAACCAAUCAGAGACAUCAAGGUUUCAUUUUCAACAUGCUUUUUGUGUGUGUUUGUCUCAGGUUGAAGAGUAAGCCCAGGUACUUGAACAAGACGUCAGUGCGUCCUGGCCUGAAGAACUGUGGAGAUGUCAACUGUAUUGGCAGAAUACACACCUACCUGGAGUUGAUAGGAGCCAUCAACUUCAACUGUGGUAACUAGGACUCACUACCAGUGUGUCGUUGAUUGUCUCUUUCUUUUUCUCAGUCUCUAUCUCUCUUAGUUGUGCUAAUUGUUCUGAUUACAUUUUUUUGUCUGAUUUGUGUAUUCUGUCUCCCCCCUCCUCCAGACCAGGCGGUGUAUAACCGUCCCAGGGUGGUGGAUCGGUCCAAACCCAGAGACAGCAGAGACACUCUGGAAUACCAGCUGGCACAGAGACUACAGAGCAUGGUGAGACAACCCAUGACCUCUGACCUCUAUAACCUCUGACCACCUACUGUCCCUCAGACCCCUCUAGCUGGCCCAGACGGCAACACUUAGCUAUGUUAGCUAUUUGUCCGGCUUAGGUUUAUAUGUCAUUUAUAUGUUUUAUUAAAGGUCCCUAUACCCUUCUAUUACAGUACUGUUAUACUUAUAUUACAGUUCUAUGUCAGGUUUAUGAUGGCUCUUCAUAAGGUGUAUGUGAGGUGUCUGUGACCUGUUAUAGGUGUAUGGCAUGCUGUUAAUGGGUUGUUGAUUGGUUGUGUGUUGUAGCGAACCAGGAAGCGUCGUGUGAGGGACUUGUGGGGGAACUGGCAUGACGCUAAAGACCUGGAGGGACAGACAUUCGAGCAUCUGAGUGCAGAGGAGCUAGCCCUGAGGAGAGAGGAGAUGAGGAGACAGUCUAAAUCCUGUAAGGUCUCCAGGUGCAAAAGGUGUGGGUGAUGUAUACUACCAAUUUAUGCGUGUGUGUGUGGUCACGAAACACUGUGGAUCCUUUUAAAUGUGUACUGUGCGUGACAUGCCUUAAAAGUCUCUCUCUCCAUCAUCAGGUUGUUGGAUCCGUUCCAGUUGAUUCCGUGCCGUAUGUUUGGAGAGGACAGACAGGAGCCCUUCCAGGUGCUAGUUUGUGCUGAGGCUCUCCUCAUCAUGGACAUGGUAAGUACUGAUGGGUUCUGACUUCUAAACUUGAAACUUGAAAUAUGAAAUAUCCUUAUUCAUGUUACUGAGGGGGAGAGAGGGGAAUGCAGAACGUUUACAUUCUGUCAUAACAUGUUAUUGUUAGAUAUUAGGUAUCCUAUGGAGAGGAGAAGAGCCACAGUCUGGGUUCAAUUGUUUGGUUGUAAUUUGAAAUACUUGCUACACCAGAAGUUAAUGGUUAUAUGUAGGAGGAAUGUAUAUGGUGGGGUCACUGAUAAGGGUAGAUCGCUGUGGAUUAGUGAGGAAUGGGGGCCGAGGUCAGGUCACAUGAAGGAACAAUUUAUUACCCACAUCACUUAACUUCCUGCCUAGCAACAAAGAUGUCAUAUUUAGAGAAAAGGAGGAGACUCCACCUAAAGUGGGGUAUAAAUACUUGUGCUGGUGGGAACAGGUCUUUGUCUUAUGCAGCUGUGUGACCUAGUGGGUGAAUAAACUUGGUUUGAGCUUUACUAGUCGUCCAUGAGUUUUACUCUGUUUAUUAAGAAUCUAACAGUACAUACAUCUACACAUAUAUUUAAUAAAGGACUCUCUUCAUAAAGUACUGUGUAAUAGAGUACUAUCUUAUCUAAUAUAGCAACUAUGUUUACACAUGAACACACAGAGAGAGAUAUCAGUGUGGGUUGUUUACCAAGGCUUAGGUCUUAGGGCUCAGUGUCUUUUGUUUGUAUUUUUACCCAGCAUGCUCAUGUGUCGAUGGAAGAGGUUAUCGGGCUACUGGGAGGAGCUUACAGCGAGGAGGAGGACAAAGUCCUGAAGGUGAGACAACCAUCGUGGUGGUGAUCAUAAAGAAAAUACUGAUAACACUAGUGUAAUGACGUCUUGGCAUUCUCUCAACCAGCUUCAUGAGGUAGUCACCUGGAAUGCAUUUCAAUUAACAGGUGUACCUUCUUAAAAGUUAAUUUGUGGAAUUUAUUUCCUUCUUAAUGCGUUUGAGCCCAUCAGUUGUUUUGUGACAAGGUAGGGGGGGUAUACAGAAGAUAGUAUGGACUUGGUCUUUUACCAAAUAGGGCUAUGGCAAGAACAGCUCAAAUAAGCAAAGAGAAACAACAGUCCAUCAUUACUUGAAGGCAUGAAGGUCAGUCAAUAUGGAACAUUCCAAGAACUUUGAAAGUUUCUUCAAGUGCAGUCGCAAAAACCAUCAAGCGCUAUGAUGAAACUAGCUCUCGUGAGGACCGCGGCAGGAAUGGAAGACCCAGAGUUACCUCUGCUGCAGAGGAUAAGUUCAUUAGAGUUACCAGCCUCAGAAAUUGCAGCCCAAAUAAAUGCUUCACAGAGUUCAAGUAACAGCCACAUCUCAACAUCAACUGUUCAGAGGAGACUGCGUGAAUCAGGCCUUUAUGGUCGAAUUACUGCAAAGAAACCACUACUAAAGGACACCAAUAAUAAGAAGAGACUUGCUUGGGCCAAGAAACACGAGCAAUGGACAUUAGACCGGUGGAAAUGUGUCCUUUGGUCUGGAGUCCAAAUGUGAGAUUUUUGGUUCCAACCGCCGUGUCUUUGUGAGACGCGGUGUGGGUGAACGGAUGAUCUCUGCAUGUGUAUUUCCCACCAUAAAGCAUGGAGGAGGAGGUGUUAUGGUGUGGGGGUGCUUUGCUGGUGAUACUGUCUGUGAUUUUUUUGAAUUCAAAGCACACUUAACCAGCAUGGCUACCACAGCAUUCUACAGCGAUACGCCAUCCCAUCUGGUUUGGGCUUAGUGGGGCUAUCAUUUGUUUUUCAACAGGACAAUGACCCAACACACCUCCAGGCUGUGUAAGGGCUAUUUUACCAAGAAGGAGAGUGAUGGAGUGCUGCAUCAGAUGACCUGGCCUCCACAAUCCCCCAACGUCAACCCAAUUGAGAUGGUUUAGGAUGAGUCGGAGUAAAAGGAAAAGCAGCCAACAAGUGCUCAGCAUAUGUGGGAACUCCUUCAAGACUGUUGGAAAAGCAUUCCAAGUGAAGCUGGUUGAGAGAAUGCCAAGAGUGUGCAAAGCUGCCAUCAAGGCAAAGGGUGGCAGUUUGAAGAUUCUCAAAUAUAAAAUAUAUUUUGAUUUGUUUAACACUUUUUUUGUUUACUACAUGAUUCCAUAUGUGUUAUUUCAUAAUUUUGAUGUCUUCACUAUUAUUUUACAAUGUAAAAAAUAGUACAAAUAAAGAAAAACCCUUGAAUGAGUAGGUGUGUCCAAACUUUUGACUGGUAGUGUAAGUAUUCAGACCAUUUACUCAGUGUUUUGUUGAAGCACCUUUGGUAGCGAUUACAGCUUCGAGUCUUCUUGGGUGUGUCUCUCUGUAUCUAUGAAUGUGUGUGUCUAUGUCCUAGAUCGUUGCAGCGGAGCCGUGUAACAGUGUGAGUACAGGUCUGCAGUGUGAGAUGGACCCGUUGUCUCAGACUCAGGCCUGUGAGAUGCUGUCUAGCCUGGGCUUGGCUGUAGUGGGAUGGUACCACUCUCACCCCACCUUCCACCCUAACCCCUCUCUACGGGAUAUACACACACAGGACCAGUUCCAGGUACAUAUAGGUGUGUGUGUGUGUGUGUGCGCACGCAUGUACGUGUGUUCUGACUCUGCCACUCUCUCUCAGAGUUAUUUCUCUCGAGGCGGAGCCCCCUUUAUUGGGAUGAUCGUGAGUCCGUUUGACCCCGCUAACCCCUCCCCCCGUUCCCAGACCACCUGCCUGAUGGUCAGAGAGGACCAAGGACCUACAGGACCACAGAGUACGACACACACAUCUCUUUCACAACCCAUUAUCAACUUGGUAGGAAAAAAAUAUAAAUAUAUAUUGUAUAGUAUGAGCAUGCAUAUUCAUCCUCUCUCUCCCUCUACCUCUCUCUUUCUCUUUCUCUCCUUACCUUUCUCAGAGCUGCCCUACAGGUUUGACUACCAGUGUUCCCAGCAGCAGCCUGACUGGAGCCAGUUGAUGAGGAGGGCAGAGUGGAUCAUGUACAAAUAUAAACAUGCCCACUGCAGUGUCCAGAUGGACAGGCUGUUCCGCAGGGACUCUAAUCUCACCUGUCUCGAGAAGGUAGGUUACACUGCCUCCUUGGCUCAUAUCUCUGUCUCACCUAUAGAGAUUGAGGACUCUAGUGCCCAAAAGCCUGUUUUAGCAUUGGCAGUGCCAUUGAGGACUUUCGCCAAUUUGUAAGUCGCUCUGGAUAAGAGCGUCUGCUAAAUGACUUAAAUGUAAAAGUAGUCAACUGGGUGGAAUUUCCUAUGGGUUAAGGAAGGAUCACAUAAUUCCAUCCGGUUCAUCAGGAGGGAUCAGCCAAUUAAUUAUACUCGUGAGCAAACAUUCCAUAACUGCAGGUGGCAUUAAAUUGCCAACCUUGUCUUUAUACCAGUUGUCUUCAAACCACACUCCAGGUGGCAGUAUGCACCGUUUCAGUUUGUUUACCAACUCACAGAUGCCAUAAUGGGACAGAUGCAAAGAAGAGUCCUCUAUAAUUCUCUAUGGUCUCACCCCUCCUCUCUGUCUUCUGUCCUUUCUCAUCUCGCGCUCUCAUACCUGCCUCACUUCUAUCUCUCAACCCUUGUCUCAACCUUGAAUCCCAUAACUUUCCAAUCCCUGUCUCACCCACUGUCUCCUUCCCGUCUCACCCUCCGUCUCUCUCUGUAGAUGAUGGCAUCUUUAGGGAGGUAUCUGGAGCCCCUGCCAGAGGAGGGAGAUCCCUUCCUUUCCCAGAUCCAUGCUCUCUUCCAGUCUCACUUAGUUUCGAGCAACCCAGAGACCAGGAUGAGGGCGGAACCUUUAGCUCCUCAGAGACAAUCAACACCCAUGCCUUCACCUUCACUCAGCCAAUCAACAUCAACGGAACAGAAGACACAGGAGCACAGGAAGAUGGGAGAAUGAAUCUGUCUCUCCAACUGAUCAUUUAGAAACGCCUAAUAUAGAAACUAUUAACUCACACACAGCUAACCAAGAGAGCUUACAUCCAAUACAGUUUGGUUCUGUGUUGUUGACUGGUCAUGAUUAUCUAUUCUGAAUCUAAUAGGUUUCUUUAUGUAUCCAGUUCUU
Molecule: messenger RNA, 11034 nt
Organism: Coregonus sp. 'balchen'
Lineage: Eukaryota; Metazoa; Chordata; Actinopteri; Salmoniformes; Salmonidae
Source: the annotation of a GenBank genome assembly